This is a messenger RNA of Dreissena polymorpha, 1814 nucleotides long. RefSeq names its product peptide methionine sulfoxide reductase-like. Gene Ontology annotation, molecular function: peptide-methionine (S)-S-oxide reductase activity. The transcript has 4 exons. Lineage: Eukaryota; Metazoa; Mollusca; Bivalvia; Myida; Dreissenidae. Bases 1 to 483 code for a protein of 160 amino acids. The record is from RefSeq and is a predicted model, not a curated record.
AUGUCAACUGGUGACCAUACAGAGACAGUAGAUAUCGAGUUUGAUCCUCACAAAACCUCCUACGAAACUUUGCUGAACUGUUUCUGGAAGUGGCACAACCCAACCUCACACCAUGGCCGCCAGUACAUGUCAGCAAUCUUCUACCAUGAUGAGGAGCAGCGCAAUCUUGCAGAGAAGACACGCGAUGCGCAGCAGCAACACCUGGUGCGCCCAAUUGUGACUACUAUUGCCAGGGCAACACCAUUUUACGAGGCGGAAAACUACCAUCAGAAGUAUAUUUUGCGUCAACAUCCAACGAUACUGGACAAACUGGGGCUAAGUGACAGCGAACUCGUCCAGUCAUCUGUGGCAUGUCGGCUCAAUGGCUAUCUGGAAGGGUUCGGUUGCUUGGAUGACUUCAACAAGGAACAAGAAACCUUUGGUUUACCAGAGGCUUCACUUUCCUACAUCAGGAAACAGAUAGAGAAGAAGCAGCCUCAUUAAACCCUUCAUAUCAUAGUUUACGAUAGUGUUUACCUUUUUUGAUAUGUUCAAUAACAGUUUUUUAUAUUCUUAUCUUCAAAUUGUUAAAGAUAACAUUUUAAGCAUUUUUACUUGAUACGUUUAACUUGGCUGAGCAAUUAUACAUUACUUUGUCAAAAUGCUAGUAUUUACAUAUAAAAUUGAAAUUCCAACAAGUGUAAGAUCCUAUAUACAGGGGUGUGAUUUAGGUGAAGUCCGAGGGGAGGAAAAUAAUAGGAGUCGUGUUCUGAGAAAACUGGGCAUAAUGCAUGUGCGUAAAGUGUCGUCCUAGAUUUGCCUGUGCAGUCCGCACAUGCUAAAUACGGAUGAAACUUUCCGCUUUUAUGGUAUUUUUCGUUUAAAGAAAGUCUCUUCUACACAAUAAUCCAGUAAAGGCGGAAAGCGUCAUCCCUGAUUAGCCUGUGCAGACUGCACAGGCUAAUCUGGGACGACACUUUACGCACAUGCAUUAUGUCCAGUUUUCUCAGAUCACAACUAAUAUAAUUGAUGAAUUCUCUGGCAUGCUACUGCAUACUACAUGUACACUACUACCAUUGUUUGUUUCCUAAGUAACUCUAACCAUUGAACAAUUUGUUUAGUACUGAAAAAUAGUAAACACAAAAGCACUCUCGUGUGUUCAAGGUCCAUGAUUAGACCUGCUGACCUUGUUUUUUUCAACUGAAUGUGACCCAUUUAGCCUAGACAUGGUAGAGAUAAACAUUCAGAGGAAGUUUCAUCAUAGUUAGGUCACAAAUUGGGGCAUUGAGUUUUAGCUUUUAUAACCAUUUGACUUAAAAAAUUUACCUCACUUAGCAUUGGCCAAGACAAAGAUUCUGAUAUUCUAAAGAUAAACAUUCUUACAAAGUUUCAAGACUAAAAUAUUUGUGUGGGUUUUAGAGUGGUAACAAUAGUUUUUAGGUUAUUACCUUAUUUUGACCCCAUUUAGUACUUUGGUCUAGACACUCUAAAGAUAAACAUUCUGAUAAAGAUUCAGAACAACACAAUAACUCACCUUGAGCACUUUGAGCCUAGAUAAGCCAAAAAUCAUUAAUAAUAAUUGGCAUUUUUCAGUGUAAUAUCAUCCCCAAUUACAUGCAGACUAUAUCAACUUUGAGCCCUUGAUUGUGGUAAGGCAAAGGCCGAUGGGCAUUAUCCUUUAUCACAUGAUAUACAUCAGUUUGGUAUGGUGUGCAUGUGUUACAGUCAUAUCACUGUUUCAUCCUUAUUGUCUAUACUACUGUGGUUACAUAAGUACUGUUAUUUUGUUAUUUAUGGGUUGUUGUUGUUGAUAAAUAAAAUAAUGAAGAUUUCAA